AUUGUGCCGCAGAGACGCCUAAACUAACGGCUGGUGCAGUGCAAUUCGAUUGGUGUUUUCUCCGCGAGCGUUCUGCUCUAAUAUGUGUGCCAUCAAGCUGCAAAAACGGCGACGCGUGGACAUUAUGAAGGGGCGUGUUAUUUCUGUGACACAUCUCCACCAAUAAGCCCUUCACUUGUAUGCGUUUUGCUAAGGAGGAAUGCAUGCUGGACAGAGGCUGUAAUAUCACAGAGGAUUUUUACAUAUUAGCCAACUGCUAAGGGAAAUAAGAGGACGCAACCGUAUAAUUUUUUGUUCGCACCCGCCCUGAAAACUGUAAGGCAACUAGAGAUCGGGCGCUGCCGUUGGUAGGCUACCCACCGCUUAUACCUGAUCACCAGCGCUGCCCGCGCGCAGAUCCCUUUAGCUGAGUUUGGAAAGCGAUGGGUGAAGUCUGCUUGCUCCACUGCUGGAAACCCAGGCAAUGACAAAUGCUGUACAACAGGAUGGAUUUACCAACGAAAGAAAUAGUGGGGUUUAUUAUUGCAUGCUGCUGUUGGUUACAUGCUCACGCAGAGGUCAUCGCUGAUGACAGCUACUUAAACACAGUGCAAAAUGCAGCUCCUCUCUCCUGCUCGGAGGGCUUCACUGAGCUGGGCUACUACAACGGCACCGUGUCCCAGACGGACUCGGGCUCGCCCUGUCUGAAGUGGACCGAGUUCCCCGACUACGUCCAGCAGUACCCGGGCCGGGGGCUGGGGGAGCACAGCUACUGCCGAAACCCGGACCGCGAGUCCAACCCCUGGUGCUUCUUCCGCCAGAGCUCCGGGGCCAUCGGCUGGGCCUACUGCGACUGCCACCAGGGUGUUGCCAGGCUGGUAGGUGGCCCCUCCUCCACGAGCGGACGCCUGGAAGUGUACCUGAAUGGCCAGUGGGGGGCGGUGUGUGACACUCACUGGACGGACCGCGAUGCCAGUGUGAUCUGCAGGCAGCUGGGACUCGGCGAGAUCGGCACGGCGCUCCAGAACUCCCACUUUGGGGCAGGCUCCGGAAUCUUCCACUACGAGCGCCUGGGCUGCCGCGGCAACGAGGCCUCCAUCCUGCAGUGCCAGAGCAGGAAGUUCGUCACCAGCGACUGUAACCACGGGAACGAGGCCGGGGUCGCGUGCGCGCCGCCGGAAGGGAACGACGCCCCCUUGAGGCUGGUGGACGGCGCGGAGGAGUUCGAGGGCAGGGUGGAGGUGUUCCACAGCGGCCGGUGGGGCACCAUCUGCGACGACCAGUGGGACGACGUGGACGCCGAGGUGGUGUGCCGGCAGCUGGGGUUCGGGGGUGUGCCGAAGGCUUGGUCGUGGGCACACUUUGGGCAGGGGACUGGGCCCAUCCUGCUGGACGCAGUGCAGUGCACGGGGAACGAGCUCUCCCUGGAGGAGUGUCCCCACGGAGGCUGGGAGCAGCACAACUGUGACCACAUGGAGGACGCGGGCGUGUCCUGCAGCCCCUACACCGACGGGGUGGUGAGGCUGGUCGGGGCUGAUAUUCCCUGGGAGGGGCGUCUGGAAGUGUUCCAUAAUGGCGACUGGGGGACCGUGUGCAGCAAUGGCUGGACGGAGCUCCAUGCACGUGUGGUGUGUCGUCAGCUGGGGUUCAGGGGGCGAGCGGAGGUGGCGGUGGACGGGGCCUUUGGCGAGGGCAGCGGGCUGAUCCUGCUGGACGGCGUGCGCUGCUCGGGCUCGGAGCGCUCGCUGCUGGACUGCGGGCACGGCGAGUGGGGGCGCCACGGGUGCAGCCACCGCCAGGACGUGGCCGUGCGCUGCGAGAGGCACGUGGAGACCAACCAGGUCCCGGGACCCCCGCCCGUCACAGGCAUGCUGGUGCGCCUGGUGGGGGGCCAGAGCAGGAAGGAGGGGCGAGUGGAGGUGCUGAUGAGCGGGCAGUGGGGCAGCGUCUGUGACGACGGCUGGAAUGACCUCAACGCCGCCGUGGUCUGCAGGCAGCUGGGAUUCAGCGGGGUCUCCAAGGCUCGCACGAUGGCGUACUUCGGCGAGGGCCGCGGGCCCAUCCACCUGGACAACGUGCGGUGCACGGGGAAGGAGGCGUCCCUGGGGGAGUGUCCCGCCCAGGGGCAGGACGCCCACGACUGCCGGCACGGCGAGGACGCGGGGGUCACCUGCGACCACGCCCCGGGCUCGGCGGGGGACGGCGGUGCCGGCGUGCGGUCCUGCGGCCUGCGACCCAGCACGCUGCACCACACGAAGAACUCUGCCGGGAAGGACAAGCCAUCCAGGGGUGAGUGGCCAUGGCAGGCCUCUCUCUGGCUGAAACCUCACUCUAAAGGAAACCAUCCUCUCUGUAGUGCCACACUGAUCAACCCCUGUUGGGCCCUCACUGCUGCUCACUGCUUCAAUAGGUUCGGCAGAGACCCCUCGCGCUACGUGCUACGGCUCGGUGACUACCACGUCUCGGAGCGGGACGGGUCGGAGCGCAGUCUGUCGCCCGAGCGCAUCGUGGUCCACAGGAAGUACGAGAUCCAGGGCUGGGAGCACGACGUCGCCCUGAUGAGGCUGCGCGGGGAGGAGGGGAGCUGCGUGACCUUUGACCCCCACACCAACGCCGCCUGCCUGCCCAGCGUGGCCAGCACAUGGGGCAAAAAGCCAGCCACCUGCCUCAUCAUGGGCUGGGGCCUCACAGACUCAGAGCGCUCGCACACCCUUUUGCCGGCCUGGGUACCCCUGCUGCCCUCCAUGGCGUGCAAGAAGCGCUACGGCGAGCGUUUCACCAGCCACAUGCUGUGCGCGGGCGACCCCGCGGGCCGGCGGCGCACGGGCAGCUGCCACGGCGACAGCGCGGGCCCCCUGCUGUGCCAGGGCGAGGACGGGCGCUGGAACCUGGUCGGGGUCACCUCCAGGGGUCAGAGCUGCAGCGACCCCACCCUCCCCGGGGUGUACACCCGCACCGGCAGGUUCCUGCACUGGAUCGAACACGCGGUGCGUGGCCCUGCCGAGAUCUGACGCGCCAUUGGUCGAGGCUGGGUCAUGUGACUCCUGCAGUAGAGGAGGGGGUUAUGGGGGUUGCGGUGCAGUCCUGGGAUCAGGCUCAUGCUCUGCACCAAAACGCGACAGGAUAACGGCUUUUUUAGAUUUACUUCCUACCACAGUUUCACUUUCCUUUUUAAAUAUUUUCUGAUUGUAUUUAUCUGAUUUGCCUUCUUUAAUACAUAAUGUCGGUACAGUCUUGAGAAAUUUUUUUACGUGGCACUUAGAUGCGAUUCUCUUGCUUUACACUGGAAAUUCAUCCUGCUCCAAGGUGAAGACGGGAAUGUUCUGUCAUUUUCUGAAGCGUUGUUUUGGUGCAAUCAUGAGACCAGACCCAGUAAUACUGUGAAUGGCCGUACCGGCCAUCGCAAACCGCUUCUGCCAGCCAAUCAGCAUUUCCCGAGGGAUGAGGUCUGCUCGUGUUGUGCAAGUUUUUUUUUUCUGUCAUGCGAACAUUCUCCUUGUGUUCAUGUCACAGAGCUCUCAGUUUUAACAAAAGGUGUGCUGUCCUUAGCACGCGGUGGCUUUGACAUUUGCAGGAUCUGUGCUCAUUGUAUCACGGGGAUUGUUCAGGGGGGGGAGGUGCUGUGUGUAGACAUUUAGAAGGCACAGUAACUUUAUUUUUUCAGUUGUCCGUCAGAUGUGCUUCUGGAAAUUGAAACCAGAACCAGCAUUGGAAGUUGCUCAGACCUGACCUGGGUAUCUUUUGCAGUGAGAACUCAGGAACUUGGUCCAGGGGUUGGAGAAAGAACGCAGUUUUUUUCCCAGGCUGGUCUGUUACGUGUUCCACUAUUCUACCUAAGCCCUCUGGUGGCACUUAACUGGCUGUUUGUGCAUGUGUCGGUCAUGUUUUUCCAUUGAUUUUCCCAGUGUUUGCUUGCUUUUCUAUACACACAUAUGAAGAAGCACAUAUAGCAGUGUGUCAGAAGUCCUCCUUGGAAGAAUUCUGUUUUUCUGACAAGUUUCAUUACAGCAGAAUUGUUUCCCAGUGCCAUCAUAUCGUCAUGGAAAAUAAUUUUAGCCAUAGGGGGCCUUGAACUAGACUGCGCUGUUGCAAAGGCACCCCCCCCCCUCUUUGAGAACAGCAGAUCUAAUGUGUGAUUCUUGCUAACAUACUUCCAUAAGCAAGGAACCCGCCUACGCUUAUUUAACUUAGCAUUUUAUUGUCCAAUGAGCAUUCGCUAUCCUGGUGUGAACAUGUAAAUUUUCAUUACGUUUUACUUUCGGAAACAAGCUCGUCAACUUUCCCUGACUGAGGACCUGGCCGAUAGUCGCCCGGUUUGCUGAAAACUCCGUCUGCUGUAUGUGAAUGCAGAGUCAACGUUCAACCUUCUGAGCCACAUUUCUCUUGUCUGCUACUUUCUGCAUUAGCUGCCACCAUAGCUUCUGUAUGCCUGUGGUUCAAGCUCCUGAUUUCCUGAUGUGGAUUCCAUUUUGUUGGGUGAAGUUGAUUUGCUGGCCACAGUUAAUGCUGGCACGGUGUCUGGUCUUUUGGGGAAAAUAAUUUGCAAACAACGGAGAAGGAGCCAGAAGCGAUUUUUGCGAAGCUGGCCACCUGUAGCUCUCUUCUCCAAAAUGACUGCAGAAAGGCCCUCCUUAUAAUGGCUUGCUGUUUAAAAAGCCUGAAUGGCCAGUUGAAGCUCCGCCCAUUGAUGACAUCAACAAAUGAUGAUUUCACUCCUUAUUUUAUUGAUUUUAGGGAAAUGGGUGCAAAAGCCAGAUUGUCAUUGAGCAUGUAAUCCUGGUCUUUCCUAAAAGCUGUAAUGUAGAUAUAAUUUACCAAUUGACUAGUUAAGAUCUCAGAGCAAGAGAAGACCAAAUUGAGAGUCUAUUUCUUCUUGUUCAUAGCAUUUUUUAUCUCUGAAGUCUGUGUACUAGCUAUUAUCUUUAAAGUGCUUUAGAAGGAGCUCCAAGUGACUAGAGGUUUUGGGGUCUCCAUGCCUGUACGAUGUUGUUUUAACAGUAGGGUCAUUGUGACUGCGUCACCAUCAACCGUGUAAAUAUUGAAUUGGUUUGAACAAUGCUUUUAUUGUGUAGAUUAAAAAAGGGUUGAGAGCAACUGUACUCAUUUUCAAAAACAUGUCAUGUGCAGCCAAUAACAACAAACACUGCCUAUGUUUUUAUUUCAGUUAUUUCAUAUUUUAAAAAUACAUUUGCAUGGUUUUCAUUCAAUUUUGGUGGAUAUUAACCUUGCGUACAGUAGUGGUUGCACUGUUGUUUUGACUGUUGGUAGGCCAAACCGACCUUGUACAAGGGGUGGUCAAUCAAACAGUGUAAGAAAUUUGCUUGUGGACAAAAGGAUAUAUUUCUAAAUGUGGUGUGUGUAUACCUGUUAGUUUUCUUGUACCAAACAUACUAGUUUGACUGCAUUAGGCAAGCAUUUUGAAAUGUUUCUAGAGUCUUCAAAUCUAUAGAUCCUUUUCCCUACUGGACCCUUUCCUUGUGCCCUAUUGUACAUAGAUGAACUGCUAUAUGUGUAUUGUCCAGCAGGUGGCAAUAUUGGAUUUUUGAGAUAAACAUGUAGACUUGGUGUACCCCCUUGAUUUCCCUGGAAUGUAAUGCAAAAUUAUUAUUUCUUUCAGAUCUACUCUAAAUAUCACCACUGUGCUAAGCCAAUACAUAUGCUGGACAGGUAGUCCUACAGUAACAGGGAUGCAAAAUAAUGUUUUCAGAAUGCCCUAUCUGUUUUGAGAGAGCCACAGGAGAUGCCACCAUCACAACUGAAAAGUUAUUAUGUUAACCUGAAGUAUUUUUAUACAUUAUUUACAUGUUUUUUGACACACUUCUGCCACCUUCUCUCAUUAUUCUCUGAAUAGGAAUAUGCGUCAAGUGUUUUGUGAAGUACUCAACAGUAUGUCAGUGCAUAUGGGGGGUGGGGUACAGGGGGGUGGCAGAUUCUUGGGGGGGGGGGGAUUUUUAAUUACUACCUACUUAAUUAUGUGAAAGUCUUUGCGAAUACUGGCUUAUUUCUGGUUUCACUGGCUGUGUACAAGGCUGUCAAUGUUUCCAUGUGAGAAAGAUGCCAAAUAAAGUAGCUAGUUCUGCUUGUA
Molecule: messenger RNA, 6064 nt
Organism: Anguilla rostrata (American eel)
Lineage: Eukaryota; Metazoa; Chordata; Actinopteri; Anguilliformes; Anguillidae
Product: neurotrypsin
Exons: 14
Coding region: 471-2990 (839 amino acids)
Biological process (GO): proteolysis
Cellular component (GO): membrane
Molecular function (GO): serine-type endopeptidase activity
Source: RefSeq, a predicted model, not a curated record